Culex pipiens pallens (northern house mosquito) is the source of this 5865-nucleotide messenger RNA. Its product is annotated as probable phosphorylase b kinase regulatory subunit alpha. Bases 283 to 4008 code for a protein of 1241 amino acids. Gene Ontology annotation, cellular component: phosphorylase kinase complex. The record is from RefSeq and is a predicted model, not a curated record. Gene Ontology annotation, biological process: glycogen metabolic process. Lineage: Eukaryota; Metazoa; Arthropoda; Insecta; Diptera; Culicidae. The transcript is spliced from 12 exons. Gene Ontology annotation, molecular function: calmodulin binding.
ACAUUCAAGUGACAUUCGGGAUUUUCAACCUUUUCGCAGCUUCGGAACUCGGGCGGCGACUAAAAUCCGUUUUUCGGCCGAAAAUGUUCUAAAUUUCGCGUCCAAACGCAACGUCCGGUGUGUGCGCAAGUGUCCCGCAGCUGAAGAGUGUGAAAUCGGUCCGCGGGGCGUCGGUACCGGGGUGGAAAAGUCGAGUUUAAGUUUGCCCACUUUCGUUCCGUCUCUUGGGGAAGAUCAGGUAGCUCUGCUUGGAGGUUCCAGGGGACACAUUUCGGCAGCGAAAUGAGAAGUCGCAGCAAUUCCGGGGUCCGGCUGGACUACUACCAGCGGAUCGUGCACCGGUUGAUUAUGUCCCAUCAGCAGCCAGUAACGGGACUCUUUCCUGCAAGUCCGCACAACCAGCAUGCAUGGAUCCGAGACAACGUGUACUGCAUUCUGGCCGUGUGGGGUCUCUCGAUGGCGUACAAAAAGAUCGCCGACCAGGACGAGGAUCGGGCCAAAGCGUACGAACUGGAGCAGUGCUGCGUGAAGCUGAUGCGUGGCCUGCUGAUGGCCAUGAUGAACCAGAAGGACAAGGUCGAGCGCUUCAAGACGACGCAGAAUCCGCUCGAUUCACUGCACGCCAAGUACUCGAGCAAGAACGGCCAGCCCGUGGUGGGCGAUGACGAGUGGGGCCACCUGCAGAUCGAUGCCAUCUCGUUGUACCUGCUGAUCCUGGCCCAGAUGACGGCUUCCGGGCUGCAGAUUGUGUUUUCGCUGGACGAAGUUUCGUUCAUUCAGAAUUUGGUGUUUUACAUCGAAUCCGCGUACUGCAUUCCGGAUUACGGCAUCUGGGAACGGGGAGACAAGUCCAACCAUGGCCAGACCGAGCUGAACGCGAGCUCGAUUGGAAUGGCCAAGGCCGCACUGGAAGCGAUGAACGAGCUGGAUUUGUUCGGCGCACGCGGUGGAUCGGGCAGCGUGAUUCACGUACUCGCGGAUGAGGCCCACAAGUGCCAGGCGGUUCUGCAGUCCAUGUUGCCCCGUGAAUCCAACAGCAAGGAGUUGGACGCCGGGUUGUUGUCUGUUAUUGGCUUUCCGGCGUUCGCCUGCGAUGAUCCGCAGUUGAUUGAGUCCACACAGAAUGCGAUCGUGAACCGCCUUCAAGGACGUUACGGAUGCAAGCGGUUCCUCCGGGAUGGUUACAACACACCCAAGGAGGACAAAACCCGGCUGUACUACGAACGCUGGGAGUUGCGCAUGUUCGAAAACAUCGAAAGCGAGUGGCCACUGUUCUUUUGCUAUCUGAUUCUGAACAAGGCCUUCCAAACGGACAAGGAUUCCGUUUCGGAGUACUCGCAAAAGUUGGAGGAGAUUCUGGUGAAAACGGAGGAGGGUAUCCGGUUGGUGCCGGAACUGUACGCCGUCCCAGGUGAGGUCGUCGGAGCGGAGUAUCAAAAUCCGGGUUCUCAACAGCGAAUGGCCGUGGGACGGUGCCCGUUCUUGUGGGGACAGUCAUUGUACAUCUUGGGAAAGCUGCUGCAGGAGGGUUUCCUGGCCGUUGGCGAGCUAGAUCCACUGAAUCGUCGCCUCGGCGCCCAAAAGAAACCGGACGUCGUCGUCCAAGUGGUCAUCCUGGCCGAGGACAACUACAUCCGUGACAAGCUAGCCGAGCACGGCAUUCACGUCCAAACAAUCGCCGACGUAGCUCCGAUCGAGGUUCAACCGGCGCGUGUCCUCAGCCAUCUCUACACCUACCUCGGCCGCAACAAGAAGCUUGGCCUCAGCGGUCGCAAGUCUCGCGACGUGGGCAUUCUCAGCACCAGCAAGCUGUACUCGCUCAAGGAUCGCAUCUUUGCCUUCACUCCUCAGUUCUCCGACGUGAACCGGUUCUACAUCGCCUCGGACAACGAACUGAUGAUUGAUCUGCUGAAGGGCGAGAUCAACUUCCUGAAAUCGGCCUGGCAGAACCUGCUCGGUCGGCCGCUGCUAACGCUGGUGCUGAAAACGGUCCAUCUAGACAACAACAAAGUGCCGCUGGCGAUGAUCCAAACGAUGAAAAAGCUCAAGUCGGGCUACAUCAACGGUACCCGGGUGAUCCUGGGCAACUUGGGUGACUUUAUCAACACGUCGGCCAUCACGGAUUUGAGUUUCCUGGGUAGCCAGGAGGAUGGAUAUCCGGAUAAAUUGAAUCCCCAGGUGCAGUCCUAUCUGGAGGAACAUUUGCUGCGAUCAUUCACUCAUCGAGCUUCCGUUAGCUCCGUUAGAUCAUCCGGGCUGCGACCGAAGAACCUGCGCCGCCGGAUGUCCGUCAAGGGUGCCAUCAAGAAGACCCGUUCGAUCAAUGUCGACUCGGAAACCCUCGGCAUGGAGGGCAAUGUCACCGAGCGGCGUCUGUCCCACUCGGUCACUCCGACCUGGCUCGAGCCGAACCAGGAGGGCACGGUCACGUUGGCCAUCUCGCGGGACCCCUCGCCGAACAACCAGCCGCAGCAGGCGGGUGGACCGACGGUAGCCGGUACAGGUCGCUACGAGCAGCGCAUGUCCAUCGACGACGGCAAGAAGCUGCACAUCCAGACGUCGGCCACGACAGCUACGCCGAAGAUCCAGAUUCAACCGCUGCCCCGGCAUCGUCCCGCUACGGAGACCAACUUCGAAAACACCGAGGUGGAGGAGCUGAUCGCGAUGCUGCGCGAGACGGAAAAUCUGGAAGAGCAGGGCGACAUCCUGCAGCACCUGGUGGACACGCAGGGGCUGGACUUUAACACCGAACUCGGUGGCCCUAAUGAUGAUUCCCAAUCCCAAGGCAUGCUGGAGGAGGGCCGCGUCGUGACGGUUCGUGGUCUGCUCAAGGGUCUGUACGAGAAGGCCUGCCAGCAGAAGAUGUGGGGCCUGGUGCGUCACACGGCCGGAAUGCUCGGCAAGCGCGUCGAAGAUCUGGCCAAGGCCGUCACCGAUUUGCUCGUGCGGCAGAAGCAGGUCACCGUCGGAAUGCCGCCCAACAGCGAGUACACCAUAACGGCUCCGCUUCCGGAAGCGGAACUCCGUACCCUGAUCCACGAAGCGUACGGAGACGACGAGAGUACGGCCAUGUUGACCCAGGAGCUGCUCGUCUAUCUGGCCAUGUUUAUCCGGACGGAGCCCCAACUGUUCCACGAAAUGCUUCGCCUCCGGGUCGGUCUCAUCAUCCAGGUGAUGGCCAAGGAGCUGUCCCGGACGUUGAACUGCGACGGCGAGCAGGCGUCGGAACACUUGCUGAAUCUGAGCCCGUUCGAGAUGAAGAAUCUGCUGCAUCACAUCCUCAGCGGCAAGGAGUUUGCCAUCAACAGUGUCGCGCGCGGUAACAUUUCGAUCGUGAGCUGCAAAUCGAGCCGCGUCAGCAAGAAGAGCCAGAUCGGGCUCGGCAAGCCGGAACCGGACGAGGCAGAAAGUUCGAUGAUCGACGACCGCCAGGGGCAGUGGCUGCGCCGGCGGCGGUUGGACGGAGCGCUGAACCGGGUGCCGAGGGACUUUUACCCGCGCGUUUGGACCGUGCUGGAACGCUGCCAGGGGCUGGCCAUCGAAGGGCGCGUCCUGCCGCAGAGUUUGACCCAGGAGAUGACGCCGAACGAGCUGAAGUUUGCGCUGGAGGUCGAGACCGCCCUCAACACCAUCCCCCAGCCCGAGUACCGCCAGCUGGUCGUCGAGGCCCUGAUGGUUCUCACCCUCGUAACGGAGCACAACAUUAUCGCAUCGCUCGGUGACAUCAUCUACGUCGAGCAUCUCGUCCACAAGGCGAACCAGCUCUUCCUCGAAGAUCAGCGCAAAGUCAAGGGCGACGCGAUGCUGUGCUGCGCCAAGAACAAGGACAUCCGCGAGACGACGACCGCCGGGCUGUUGCUGUGCGGUGGAGCGGCCUACAUCUGCCAGCAUCUGUACGAUUCGGCACCGAGCGGCAGCUACGGCACCAUGACGUACAUCGCCAGGGCGGUGGCAUCGGUGCUCGAGGGACUGCCCAAAACCGGCGACAUGGAUUGCACCAUUUGUUAGGAGAGCGCCAUCUAAUUUAGGGAAAGUUGCAUGCGUUUCCUAGAAAUUGGUGGUGCAACCAUAAAAAUUACACUAAUUGUUAGGUAAAUGUGCUUACCCAAAAAAAAAAAAUAAAAAAACACCACAAAAUGAAUAAUAUCUAACCCAAAAAACAAAACAAAAAAAAUCUUGCAAGUAGCUAAAAGUGAUUUGUUUUAAUUUUACAAUAGAUAGAUAUUACUCAAAACAUAAUCCAAGUAGCCUUUGAGAAACCCUGAUCGUGAUUUAGUCGUCCACACAACACAAACACACUAACAUGACAAACCCGUAAUCGUUUUUUUUUUUUUUUUUUUUUUUUCUGUAAACUUAUUUUUAUUAGGUCCUUUUAGAAAUUAACAUCUCAGGUUGGGACCGAGGGUCAACAUUACAUGAUUGAUUCCUAAAUUCUAACUGUCAAAACUAAUGAACUCCAAGAGGGUCGAAUUCUCGGCAUAGUGUUUACCGAUUGCUCGCAAGAAAGGUACCAGAGGUUCCACCAUCGCUCUUGUCGGUUCGCUCAUCGUCGACAGAACCAGCUCGACGAUGCUGGAAAACGGAAUCCUUAUUCGAGCAGUCUUGCAAGCGUCCUUCUGAGGAAGAGGGACUUUCAGUUUUGCCAUCUCCUGAUGAUUCUUUUUUGAGCCUGCCGGAGGGAAUGCUCGGAUGAAAUCUUCCUUGUCCGCUGGGAGUGUAGUAUCCUUCGAAACUUUUCUAGUUUUACCGAGUUGUUUCCGAGGUUUUUCCUUGUUCUUGCGAGCUCCCUCUCCAGAGCGGAAAGUCAGCUCUUCGCCGAAUGACUCAUGUUCCGGUUCCUCGUCCGAAAGAACAGCGAAUGGAUUCUCGUUCGUGGUUGUAGCUGCAGCUGAUUUGACGAUCUCCGCGAAAGAUCGCUUUGAGCGCCUCUUCAGUUCCAGCUCCAACUUGUCCGAACGUUCCCUGUACUUGGGACAGGAACGAGUUUCGUGCGGAGCCCCUCCACAGAGCAGGCACUUGUUUUCCACUGCUUGACAUUGCUCGUCCUGGUGCUUCUCGCCACACUUGCCGCAGACCUUUUUGUUGUAGCAAAAAGACUUCGUGUGUCCCAAUUUUCGGCAAUUCGUGCAGCUCAUGACCUUGGGGUGAAACAUUCGUACGGGGAGUCGGAGUACCUUGUCAAUUAGCAGGAAAUCCGGAAGCGCUGUUCCGGCAAACGUAACACGGUACGAACUUGAAGGAAUAAACCGUUUGUUUGCGCCCUCGCCCUCCGAAGUUGCCAUCCGUCUGACUUCGAUGAUCUGGACUGUCGGCAGGUUUCUUCGCUUGAACUGGCCAACUCCAUUCAGAAUCUGUUUCGCUGUCAGUCCUUCCUCGCUCACCACUCCGUCGAUUUCCACCGAACGUGCUUGUUCUUUUUUUAUAAACAAUUUUUUUUUUCAUUAGAAUUUAUAAACACUACGUUAGACUUUCUUGUCACUAUUUUACUAUUCGUUUUGAUUAGUAUUAUUUAGAUCGAAAAACUACCAUUCUCUCUUUUUGGUCUAGUGUUGUUUUGGAUUAAUAGUUUAGAGGACUAUGAAUAAGUUUAAUCUGGCAAUUUACUCACACAAGCAAGAAAAAAAAUCUUAAAUAACUGUACGUGAAACGAUGGAUUAAUACUGACAAAACAAAACGAAAAAACGAAUAGCAAAGGCUGCGGCGAGGAGAGAAGAGAAAAGAUUGUUGUUGACACUAUUGGCAAAAUGAUGCUCUUAUUAUUAUUAUUUAAAAUUGAUAUCAAGAAGUAACAUUAUAUACAAGCAAUUAAAAUAACUGUUUCUGAAGAAAUAAGAAAUCAAUAAACGAACGAAUAGCGUGGCAAAA